AAAAUAUAUUAAUCUUGAAAAUAAAAAAUAAAAAUGCAGUUUAAAAAAGGGGCAACUUACAGCGAAGUUCCUCAACGUUAUUUUUAUCGAAUAGUUGUGAAAAUUGUCUAUUAAGUUUUUCUUGGUAGUCCUCUAGGUAUUUCUUUUUCUGGUUAUUUUUACUUUUUGACAGCAAAUGCUAGAAGCUCAACAUAGCAGACACAACGGCAAAAUUAAUCAGUUUAUGGUGUGUACUCCCAACCGGUAGUGUGACGUUAUGUUUUGUUCCGUUAUAUUAUGUGUCUUUUUCCGAAUUUAAAUUAAUAUGUUCUACUGUAAUUUUUUUCUGAAACAUCAUGCAAAAUUCUUAUGAUGCUGUUGAAAGCAAGUCCAUCUUUUGGAAAAAAAAUGAUAAAGUCCCGGGGAGACCAGUAUCUGCUGUUCAAAAUUUGCACUUGAUUAAUUAUUCGAAAAAUAACAGUCCAAAGAAAGAUUCAAAAUCUAAACAUCGGAAAACUUCUUCUUCCAGUUCAUUUCAGGAAUUUCAAGAUAGUACAGAAGAUGCAUGGGAUAUUGGAGAUGACGACUUUUGCCUUACUAUGGAUGUGUCCAUUCAUCCUAAAGUCGCUGAAUCCACAGCAAUGAAAGUCUUAAGUAAUCAUAGCAGAGGUACUUUAACUUUAACAAACAAUGAAGAUACCAUUUGUAAUGAUAUUACUUCUAAAAAUGCUUUGUCUGAUAGCCAUGAUGGCAGUUCUGAAAGCAGUAUUCUUGAUACUAAAACACCUGCAGUGCAGAGAACAGUGUCAAAAAAAGAUGAUUGCUUUCAAGAACUUGAUUCCCAUAGCAGUGGUGGGCAUCCUCAUGGUCCUGGAAUAGGAGUUCGUCAGACACAUAAUAAACAGCCAUCCCUUUUUAACUCUCAGAAUAUCUCACUUUCGAGUUCUGCUGGUUCAUCCGAAAGAGAAGCUGCAAGGCUCUUGAUGUUUGAAAAGCUACUAAACAGUCAAAACACUGAUUUAAAAGAGCUACGAAAAUUAAGCUGGUCUGGCAUUCCUGUUAAAGUUCGCCCAGUUACAUGGAAACUAUUAGCUGGUUAUUUGCCUACAUGUCUGGAAAGAAGAAAAUCUUUCUUACAACGAAGGAAAGAGGAAUACCAGUCUUUUAUUAGUCGAUAUUAUGAUAUUAGGAAUGAAGAUGUCCAUCACGAGACUUACCGUCAGAUCCACAUAGAUGUACCACGUAUGAGUCCACUUGUCCCAUUGUUCCAACAAGAGAUAGUUCAAAAGGCAUUUGAACGCAUAUUGUACAUAUUAGCAAUUCGACAUCCUGCAAGUGGGUAUGUUCAAGGAAUGAAUGAUCUCGUCACUCCUUUUUAUGUUGUUUUUCUCCAAGACUAUAUUCCACCAGAUGCAGAUGUUGAAAGCUACGAUGUAAGCAAGCUACCAUCAGAUUCUUUACAGCAAGUUGAAACUGACAGUUAUUGGUGCAUGGCAAAAUUGUUAGAUGGAAUACAAGAUAAUUAUACAUUUGCACAGCCAGGAAUUCAAAAGAAAGUGCAUAUGUUAAAGGAACUCAUUCAAAGGAUUGAUGCUCCUUUGCAUGCCCAUUUAAAAAAUCAUUCCAUUGAGUACCUUCAGUUCUCUUUUCGAUGGAUGAAUAAUCUUCUGAUGCGCGAGCUGCCUUUAAGUUGUACCAUAAGGUUAUGGGAUACUUACCUCUCUGAGCCUAAUGGUUUUAGUAACUUCCAUUUAUACGUUUGUGCAGCAUUUCUAAAAUACUGGUCUUCAAAAUUACGUGAAGAAACUGAUUUUCAGGGUCUAAUGUUAACUCUUCAGAAUCUUCCAACAUUACACUGGGGUGAUAAUGAAAUUAGUGUCCUUGUUGCCGAAGCUUAUAGACUGAAAUAUAUGUUUGAUGAUGCACCAAAUCAUCUGCAACCUAGAGACAAUUGAAUUUGAUUUCAGUUUGGAAGGAUUUAAAUGCUGAUAUGUUCAUAAAAAUGUGAAAUGUUUUUAUUAUAUGCACGUAAAACAAAUUUGUUUAUAUUGCAGAAUCUCUUUUUUAAAGAACUGUUUUAUUACAAUUGGAAAUUUAGAGCUAAAAAAUCUAUUAUCACAACAAACUGUUAUCAAACAUACUCAUGAUGUCAUGUUCUUUCAUAAAUAUUGUGAAAUAUAUAUAUAUAUUGUAUAGUUGUAUAUAAAAUAUUGAUCAUAUAAACAUUUAUUUGAAA
Molecule: messenger RNA, 2215 nt
Organism: Stegodyphus dumicola
Lineage: Eukaryota; Metazoa; Arthropoda; Arachnida; Araneae; Eresidae
Gene: Tbc1d22
Product: TBC1 domain family member 22
Biological process (GO): activation of GTPase activity
Molecular function (GO): GTPase activator activity
Source: RefSeq, a predicted model, not a curated record